Messenger RNA from Durusdinium trenchii, 2907 nucleotides. The record is from the annotation of a GenBank genome assembly. NCBI's taxonomy places the organism in Eukaryota, Dinophyceae, Suessiales, Symbiodiniaceae.
AUGCUGCCGGUGGGCGAGAAUUCGAAGGGCUUCGGAUCCUCCUUGCGUUGCCCGCAGAGUGAGGAGAACGUUUUGCAUUGGUUCAAGGAUGUGCUGAGUGCAACCAUUUUGGCCGAAGGGGAGCAGGAAGAAGGAAGAAGUUUUGGCAAGUUGUUGAAAGCAGUGGGUCGAGGCGAAGAAGAGCUUUGCCAGCGCGGUGAGGUCACAACCUUUGACGAGCUGAAGCUGGGUUUCGGCUAUGGAGAGUUUUUGGCCAAGAAUGCAGAGGAGAUUGGUUCGCUCCUGGAUCGUUUCGACGACACCGACGCGUCUUCCCCGCUCACACGGGACUUGCGCACCUUUUGCGAUGAGCUGAAGGCGUUGCAAUGCAAUGCCUCAGAGGCGUUGUGUGGGAUCCGGGGUCAUUUCGCUUCGCUGCUCUCUCCCGCACAGGCGCAGGUCGCCUGGAACCGGGCAUCUGGCCUCACCAACGCUGCAGCUUCACCGGUCCUGGUCGCCUGGGCACGUGCGGCCGUAAGCGCGCACACCGAACAACAGCCGGGCAUGGCGAAGGGAGAUAAGAUACAAAAGACGGCUGAUGCUGUGGAAGAGAUCGCCUCCGCGCCAUUCCUGAUGGACUUGCAAGUGGUAUUGGAUUGGGAAGACCAAUUCCAGCCCGUGCUUGGCGAGCUCUCCUCCUUUUUGUCCUCCAGUGACUUUGCCACGCAGUGGAACCGAAGAGGUCGCCGUCGCGACGCAGACGACCCGGGACAGAUCACCUUGCUGGGCUGGCGGCACUUCGUGCGACUGCCCUCAGGCUCCGUGGAGGACUUCGCCAAAGCUCUGGACCGGAAAGACCCCGCCGCUGCCAGCGGAGCGGUGCUUCACCGAUACCUUGCAGAGGGGCGCAACUUCCGGCAGGACCAGUUCGUCUUCGCAGCCGAAGAAGCCUUAAGGGGCUGGCGCCAAGACUGCCAUCAGCGUGAGAUUUUUGUGCUGCAAGCCAUCACUGCGUUGCCCCUGCAGUGGCGUGACGCCGUGGCACCCAUCUUUGCAAAAGCCUACACGAAGCUGGGUUUGCCUAAGCGAGAAAUGCUCCACGCGUCCCGGCGCAGAGCCGACUGGACAACGACUGUGAGGUGGCUCGCCAAGAACACAGGAGUCACCGAGUGGGAGUUAAAGUGGGAGAGCUUCUACGGCGUUGAUCUCUUGAGUGAGCCGGAGCAACGUGUUCCGCCCCUUCCUCGCCGCGAUCACGGCCACCAUGGGCGUCACGGCGCGGCCGCGGCGCCUUCACGCGGCGCCGCGCAGUUGGAGAUGAGCGAUGUGGACAGCAGUGACGGUGUGAUCUCCGAAGGCACCGACGAAGACGAGGGUCCCAGACGCGACGACGGGUCGGAGAAUGUGAAGCUUUGCCGGAGGAUUGCCAGGAACAAGGGAGUGAAGUUCCAGGACGUGGAUCCUUCCUCUCGCGAGUGGCUGCAAAGGCCCUUGCACUCGGCCCUCCGCUCGCUCCAGCAGACGGUGCAAGGUGCUGUGAAACGUCUUGCAGAUGAUCUCUACAGCGGAGAGGUGCAUUUCAUGCUGGAGCUCCUGCAAAAUGCAGACGACUGCGACUUCCCCAGCGAUGCCCUGCCAAGCCUCACAGUGACCUUCGAGUCCAACCCCGAGCAGUUUGCCAAAUGGACCACCUUCGAACCAUCCAAGCCUGCAAGUGCCUAUUUGAUCAUCGAGCACAACGAGACCGGCUUUCGUGAUUUCAAUUUGAAGGCCCUUUGCGACAUCGCCCAGUCCACCAAAGCGGGUGGUGCUCGGAAGUUCAUCGGUGCCAAAGGCAUCGGGUUUAAGAGCGUCUUCUGUGCCACCACGACGCCAGUGGUACAUUCAGGGCUUUACCAUUGCCACUUCGACUCGGAGGCCUUGGAAGGCUUGGGCUACUUGAUUCCUUUUCCGUUGACUCGCCCCUCGGGCUUCAAGACGGGCACGCGGCUGGUGCUGCCGCUCUACGAGCAAAGCAUGGUCGAGAAAUGUCGUCGAGUGGUGGAGGACUUGAAGCCAGAGCUGUUGCUCUUCUUGCGGAAGUUGGAGAAGAUUACCAUUGUGGAUCAUGUCUUGAAUGUCAAGAAGACGAUCCAGAAGUUCAUCGAUGAAGAAGGCCGGGAAGUACGGCUGGACACAUCCACUGUGUCGACGGCACCAGAUAAUCUCAAAGAGGAUGCUUCGAAGGUUUCUUGGUAUGUGCAUCGCCGUCCAGUAGCGCUUCCACGAGCUAUGGACGGGCAGCGGGACACCGAUCUCCAGAUCGCAUUCCCAAGGAGCACCGAGAGCUUUGAGAAGGAACAGCAGUUGGCCUUUGCUUGGCUACCCUUGAGAUCCUAUGGGUUCCGCUUCAUCGUCCAGGCAGAUUGGGCGGUGCCCAGCUCCAGGGAGUCGAUUUUGGCUGAGCACCCUUUGAACCAGAGCCUGCGAGCUGCGCUGCCAGAGACGUUUUGCGAGCUGAUCGAGCAGCUGGCCGAGCGGGCGCUGGCGAUCGACGACGCCGCGGCGCGGGAGAAGGAGUUUCAGCGCCUCUACAGUCUCAUCCCGCUAGAGGGCCAAGCGGCUGAGUUCUUCGUGGACACUCCCAAGCAGAUCCUUUCAGGACUGGAGGCGAAGAAGUUCGUGCUGGUCCGCCAAGGUGGCAAAGAUCUUUGUGUGACGCCGAAGGAGGUGGUGCGGAAGGAGCUGUCUGGACAGGCCGAGACCCUUCACGUUCCAAGCGCUGGGCCGGGGCUUGGACCAGAGAGUCGACACGGAGGUGCUUUCGGAGCUCACAGAGGAUGCCAAGGAGGUUCUCGAAAACCUUCUCAACACGAGCAACAUGUACUUCGAGAGGGGAAUCCUCAGCAGUGCGGUGGCAGAUGCCUUGAAGAUCCCCAAGCUGAAUGA